Molecule: messenger RNA, 8216 nt
Organism: Oncorhynchus nerka (sockeye salmon)
Lineage: Eukaryota; Metazoa; Chordata; Actinopteri; Salmoniformes; Salmonidae
Gene: cbl
Product: Cbl proto-oncogene, E3 ubiquitin protein ligase
Exons: 16
Coding region: 620-3388 (922 amino acids)
Biological process (GO): negative regulation of epidermal growth factor-activated receptor activity; cell surface receptor signaling pathway
Cellular component (GO): membrane raft; plasma membrane
Molecular function (GO): receptor tyrosine kinase binding; calcium ion binding; SH3 domain binding
Source: RefSeq, a predicted model, not a curated record
AGCCUGUGUGGAUUUUUCUAAAUGUAUUUAUGCACCUCGUCUCCGUUCCGCCUAUGUUAAUGAUUUGUGUUAGCUAUGUAAAUGUCCCUUUAGUUUAUUGGCGCCACCGUCAGCUCUUCCUUCUACCUCAACAGUAAGCGUAUUAUCAAGCUAUCUUGACUGGAUCCAGCCUGCCACUGAACUUCCCGUCACUGAGAAGAACGCAGACGGAGAGAUCGAGCAUCUGAAUAGGGAAUAUAGGGGUUGUCAAUGAGAAUACAGGUCAAUCUACACGAAGACCAGACGGGUAGACAAAUCGAUAUCAUUGUCUUCUUUUAGUCGACGAGACGGGUCUCGACUGACUUGCUUACCAACCUGCGUUUGUAUUCCUUGCUUGAGCACCUAGCUGCAGUUUGCCCCCACUGUCGUCGAGGCUCGAUACAACCACUGGUGGGGGGGUUAAUGGGAUCCUUGUUUCAAUAGAACUCCCUUCUCCCACCCCCCGACGGACCUUCGCUCGAAUCCGACUCGGGCGCUGUCUUCCCCGGGGGGUGCCGGUUUUUGCUCAGUCUGACUGGGGAAGGAGGGCGGCCCCCCCCAGCAUUGACUGUCGCUCUGGCCGACCCUAGUGGAGCCUAAUAUGGCAGGAAAUCUGAAGAAAGGCGGAGGACUGAUCGGGAUGAUGAAGGACGCGUUUCAGCCCCAUCACCACCUCCAUUCCCAUCACCAACCUGGGGCCGUGGACAAAAAGACGGUGGAGAAAUGCUGGAAACUAAUGGACAAGGUGGUGCGACUGUGCCAGAACCCCAAGCUGGCCCUGAAGAACAGCCCACCUUACAUCCUGGACCUGCUGCCAGACACCUACCAGCACCUUCGCACCAUCUUGUCCCGCUACGAGGGAAAGAUGGAGACGCUCGGCGACAACGAGUAUUUCCGCGUCUUCAUGGAGAACCUGACCAAGAAGACCAAGCAGACCAUCAGCCUUUUCAAGGAGGGAAAGGAGCGCAUGUACGAGGAGAACUCGCAGCCCAGACGGAACCUGACCAAGUUGUCGCUGAUCUUCAGUCACAUGCUGGCCGAGCUCAAAGCCAUCUUCCCCAACGGCCUGUUCCAGGGGGAUAACUUCCGGAUCACCAAGGCUGACGCCGCCGAGUUCUGGAGAAGAUCGUUUGGGGACAAGACUAUAGUGCCUUGGAAGGUGUUCCGGCAGGCACUGCACGAGUUCCACCCCAUCAGCUCGGGCCUGGAAGCCAUGGCCCUCAAGUCCACCAUCGACCUCGCCUGCAACGACUACAUCUCCGUCUUCGAGUUUGAUAUCUUCACCAGGCUCUUCCAGCCCUGGUCAUCUCUGCUGAGGAACUGGAACAGCCUGGCGGUGACUCACCCGGGCUACAUGGCCUUCCUCACCUACGAUGAGGUCAAGGCCCGGCUGCAGAAGUUCAUCCACAAACCUGGCAGCUACAUCUUCAGGCUGAGCUGCACGCGGCUGGGUCAGUGGGCCAUCGGCUACGUCACUGCAGAUGGGAACAUCCUGCAGACCAUCCCCCACAACAAGCCCCUCUUCCAGGCCCUCAUCGACGGCUUCCGGGAAGGAUUCUACCUGUUCCCCGACGGGCGUACCCAGAACCCAGACCUCACAGGACUGUGUGAGCCCUCGCCACAAGACCAUAUUAAAGUCACACAGGAGCAAUAUGAGCUGUACUGUGAGAUGGGCUCCACCUUCCAGCUGUGUAAGAUCUGUGCGGAGAACGACAAGGACGUGAAGAUCGAGCCCUGCGGUCACCUCAUGUGUACCUCCUGUCUCACCGCCUGGCAGGAGUCGGAGGGUCAGGGCUGCCCGUUCUGCCGCUGUGAGAUCAAGGGCACAGAGCCCAUCGUGGUUGACCCCUUUGACCCCAAGGACCCCAUAGGCGGCUCCUGUAGGAGCCUGUUCGGGGCAGAGGGCGCCCCCUCGCCCAGCUAUGACGAUGACGACGACGACCGGCUGGACGACCCCCACCUCAUGAUGAGCAAGCUGGCCUGUUCCAAGGUGGAGCGUCCCCCCUCGCCCAUGUCCCUGGCGCCCCAGUCCUCCCUGCCCCCCGUGCCCCCCCGCCUUGACCUCCUGCAGCACCGACCACCUAACCCCCCAGGAGCAUCCAGCCCAGGGGCCACAUCCAAGGCGUCCUCCCACCACAAGGACAAGCCUCUCCCCCUGCCCCCAGCCCUGAGGGACCUGCCACCCCCUCCUCCCCCAGACAGACCUCUCUCUGACGGGUGGCUCGGCAGACGGCCCCUACCCUGCACCCCCCUGGGGGAGCCCAAGCUGCCCCCGGCCCCGCCCAACCGCAACCUGGCCGACUGGAACCCCAGGCCAGUGCCCAAGGCCCCCGGACAGCCACCCAGUGUGGGUGACACGCGGGGGGUCCGGGAGCUCUCCAACAGACACUCGCUCCCCCUGGCCCUACCCUCAGUGCUAGACGGAUGCACCGACGGACCGAGGAACAACAGCUCGCUCAGUCUGGACCAUCAGCUGGAGAAGGGAGCCCAGAGUUUUGGAGGCACGGCGUCUGGCAGUCAGGCGUAUGACAACCCCAAAGUGAAGCCUUCAGUCUCGGCAAAUGCCAUCUAUGCUCUGUCAACAAGACCCCAUCCAGGUCUGAAGCCAGUGGCUGGGGAGGAGGCCUACGAGAGUGACGAGGAGUCCGACUACAUGAUCCCCACCUCUCGGCCCGUCCUGGUCCCCAUGGCAGAGACCCCAGUCCCCAAACCCCCCCAGCCUACCUCUCUCAACUCAUGGCCCAUGCUGAAUGACCUGGAUGAAGGACCUCAAAUGUAUGAAGCCAUGUAUAACGUCCAGGUCCAGGCUCACCUGGCCAGAGACUCUGAUUACUCUGAGCUGCCCCCCUUGGCCAGUACCAAUUGUCCCAUCUGGGAGAUCCCCUGCCCGGUGCGGGAGCCCCCUGAGGAGGUAGAGGAGGAAAACGGCUACGACAUCCCCAAACCAGCGUUGCCCAUGGCCCCGGCCCGGCGCACCCUGUCCGAGCUGGGGGCCACUUCCAGCGCUGCCUUCAACCGUCUCUCCAUGGACAGCGAACCCGGAGCAUCCGCCUCCUUCUCAGAUUCCAGCGACGCCCCAGAGCGGCCGCCCAAGCCCCUCCCCCGCCGCAUCAACUCCGAGCACCGGCCCAUACCUCCUGGAUUAGGCGGUGGUGGUGGCGGAGGAGGAGGAGGAGGAGGAGGGGGAGGAGGAGGUGGAGGAGUAGCCAACCCCCAGAUCACCAGUGAGAUCGAGCAUCUCAUGAGGCAAGGCUACACCUACCAGGACAUCCAGAAAGCCCUUAUGAUUGCACAGAACAAUAUGGAGAUGGCCAAGAAUAUCCUGCGCGAGUUUGUCUCCAUUCCCUCCACGGCUCACAUUCUUACAUAGUACCUCCUCUGCUCCAGCCCUGCCCAGCUCAGCCCAAAGUCCAUCGCCUGCAGUACUAGCGCUUCAGUGCUAACUGGAGCCCCUGCAGUCUCCUGUCCGGCGCCCUCUCAAAACUAGCUCAUUCCGAGCCCUGCGCUUCACGCGCUUUUUCAAGAGUGACCGGACGCCUUUUGUAAUGUGCUGCAGGGACACUCUCCAGAUCCCAUGGGGUGAAGUGAUGAUGAUGAUGGCUCAUCGCACAACCGACGCUUCGACGGUCGUUUUCACGUCCUCUCGAGGACUCUACCGAAGUGUAAUCGACCCCCCCCCCCCCAAAAAAACAAAACACGUAUGUGUGUUUAUCUAAGAAUUUAAUAUAUAACUAAAUAUAUAUUAAAUGUGUGUAAUGUAUACAUAUAUAUUUCCAAUGAGUUCCGCUUCGAAGGUCUGUUUUAUUUCACGUCGUUCAUGUUUAAGGAUAGAUUGCAGAGGAUAAAGAUGGUGGUUCUUUGGGAGAGAGCACCCUUCUGUCGUCCCCAGCCCUCACUUUGAAGAGAGCCCGCGGUCUUCGUUUAGCAUUCAGAAGCAGGCGUUGCCUAGACUCACAGCAGAACAUUUGGCAACAUGUCAAAUAUGGCCUUUAUUAAUGCUUCGGUACUUCUGUGGGGGGGAAAAGAAUGUGUGCGUGGUUUGCCUCAAAGUAGCAUGAUGUGUGUGUGUCGGGCCAAUGACCUGGCUAGUAGGGUUGGGACGUGAUUGGCUGACCUAGCUCACUGGUUGACCAUGUGACUUAAAACCCAGGUGAAAAGCAAAGCUGUGUUUGACUGUGUUGUUGUCUAUGUGCAUCAUUUUCUACGGUGGGUAGCAUUGUUUCCUACAUCGAACCACCUCUAAUCAUCUCGUCCAGUGAUUCCGAUGCCCAGACUGGGAAGCCUGUGUUUUUAGUUUUUUCAGUAAGACGUUUUUUUAGAGGCAAGUCCUGGAUCUGCUGUCAGAGCCAAUCAAUCGAAGCCACCUGGGAGGUCCCGGUUGGCCCAUGUCCCAAUCUCUCUUCCGUGCAAAAAUGAAUGUGGAAUUAAUAUAUAGCUCAGACGUUUUCGUUCUUCUUCCUCCUCAAAUGUAGUGCUCUCAAAGCAAGAGUCUGAAUGGGAGAGGCAAAGUGUACGGAAAUGUAAUGGUGAGAGAAAAAGGAUUGAUGGAUUCUAAUAACGGCCCAGUACCGGGGUCAAGAUUCUAUGAUACAUUGACAACAGCUUAGACACGAGGAGAGCUUCGUCUGCGAUGUGCACCGAAGCUGUUCAGCGUUGUGAGAAAAAUGUGUCAUCGAUUACUUUAAUAAUAUAUUAUUAUUAUGAUCAUUGUUGUUAUUAUUCAUUCAGAAGUGCUUUACUGCUGCUACUAUUGUUAGUGCUAUACAAUUAAGCCUUAAAUGUACAUUUUGUGAAUAUUUGUUUUAACCGCUCUUUUUUUUUUUUUUAAGUGACAGUAUCUCAUAUUGUGUUCUUUAUUUGGUGAUGUAGCAUACGUGAAAAUGCAAGCAGCUUGGGGUUGUGCAAUUCAAGCCGACUUCAAUUGUUUCCCCAUUUUUUAGGAAAGUGUUGGACUGGUUAGCCUUUAGAGGAAUUAUGAUGACAUCGUAAAUGGCACUGUCCCGCAGAUUGACCCAAAUGGUAGCAUCAGCAAAACAAAACAAUGUGAUUGAUGAAGAGUAACAGUGUCAUAACUCAUUCAGAAAUCUGUAUUGUAGAUGCCUCCACUUUUAAUCUAAGAUUAUAAUUGUGCGAGCUUUGUCAUUUUAAGGGUUGACUUAAUUGCACAGCUGCAACUAAGCCCAGUAGUUUAGUGAACGAGAACAUCUUGAGACGCACACCCAAAACAUUGACGAGUUGCAGCCCCCCAAAAAAAGAAAAGGGGGGAGGUUCACAUUCUAUAUGACUCUUGUUUAUUUCCGUAAACCUUUUCGGUCACACAGUGAUGGGCUUCUAAAGAGUGUUUGCCUUUCUUUUUCCUAUAGAGGUAUUUACAACCAGUGUUUGGGUCAACGCAACAGCAGGGUUUGUGGACCAGUUGGGAGUGUGGGAAUUUUUCUCUCUGGUUUCCCCGAAUUUGUUAAAACACUCCUCUGUUGAACGAGGACUAACACAUCUUUCCUCUGUAACUGGGGUUGAAAUGUUACUGAAACCUUCCCAGAAUUCCCAGGUUUCCCAGAAAUCCCAGUUGGAGGAUAAGAUGGCCUCCCUGCCAAUUACCUCCUGAUUCCAGGGAAAAUGUUGCAAUCCUAAUCUGUUACUCAGAAAUACCGUUUUGUACCCUAACCAGACAAGAGAGUUCACAUGGACUGUUCAGACUCGUCUUAACUCUAAUGAGUUGGCAACGAAUUGUUAAACUAACCAAUACAUUCAUUGAAUUACAGCAGGUGCACCUCGUUCCUGUCUGUCUACGUGGUAGGUCUUCGUUCACUUUUGAGUUUUGCUGUGUUUUCAGAUUCAGUAGGGCCUUCGGAGUUUGAACGCAAUCCACAAACCUCUAUUUUUAGGGAGCCCAUACCGAUGAAUAUCCACACGUAUUGAAUUUACGAAAGUAGCCUAUUACUAAAUUGUCAUUAAAACUUGCAUAUCAUUUUGUGCUGACUUCUAUUAAAUUGUUGGUUCAAAUGUUUAAAAAAAAAAAGAAAGAAAGAAAUGGCACUGGCUCACAUUCCUAGAUUAUUCUCUCCGGGACCGGUACUAAUUGAGGUACGUUGGCCCCUAAAAGGUGGAGAAGCUCUGUUAAUGGGAUUGCCACCAUGGGCUGUAGAAUCAUCGUAUAGGCUAUAGCUUCUCACCUGUAUCUCACAGUCUCCAGACUGGAAGAGGUUUGUGGCGUCUCUUUUUUUGUUGUUUCUUUUUCUUCUGUUUCUAGUUGCCUUUUGAGGGAAACGGUGAAGUCACUUUUGAAUGAACCACCUUCAAUAGGGAUUGUGAGGUUUCAGAAUGGAACCACGUAUCCUUUAAUCUUGAUGACUGUACUGAUUCUUGUCUAUGUAUGUAUGUAUGUAUGUACAUGACUUAUUCCACAUUUUGUUGUUACAGCCUGAAUUCAAAAUGGAUUACAUGUAUUUCUUGUUCUCGCCGAUCUACACACAAUACUGGCAAAGUGAAAGUGCUUAAAAAUGUUUUCAAAUGUAUUGAAAAUGAAAUGCAGAAAUAUCUAAUUUCCAUAAGAAUUCACACCCCUGAGUCAAUACAUGUUAGAAUCGCCUUUGGCAGUGAUUACAGCUGUGAGUCUUUCUUGGGAUGUCUAAGAGCUUUGCAUUCCUGGAUUGUACAGUAUUUGCACAUUCUUUUUUUCGUUUUUAUUCUUCAAGCCCUGUUAAGUUGAUCAUUGCUAGACAACCAUUUUCAAGUCUUGCCAUAUAUUUUCAUGCAGAUGUAAGUUGAAACUGUAACUCAGCCACUUGGGAACAUUCACUGUCUUCUUGGUAAGCAACUCCAGGUGUAGAUUUGGCCUUGUGUUUUAGGUUAUUGUCCUGCUGAAAAGUGAAUUAAUCUCCUGGUGUCUGGCAGAAAGCAAACUAAACCAGGUUUUCCUCUAGGAUUUUGCCUGUGCUUAGCUCCGUUAUGUUUAUUUUUUUAUCCUGAAAACUCCCCAGUCCUUAACGAUUACAAGCAUACCCAUAACAUGAUGCAGCCACCGCUUGAAAAUAUGGAGAAUAUUGUACUCGGUAAUGUGUUGUACUGGAUUUGCCCCAAAUAUAACACUUUGUAUUCAGAACAUUAAAAAAAUAUUUUUUGGUGGUUUUACUUUAGUGCCUUGUUGCAAACAGGAGGCAUAUUUUGAAAUAUUUUUAUUCUGCACAGCCAUCUACCAAUAGGUGCAAUUAUUUUGCAAAGCAUUGGAAAACUUUGGUCUUUGUGGUUGACUCUGUCUUAGAAAUGCACUGCUCAACUUAGGGACCUUGCAGAUAAUUGUAUGUCUGGGGUACAGAGAUGAGGUAGUCAUUCAAAGAUCAUGUUAAACACUUAUUGCACACAGAAUGAGUCAAUGCAAUUUGUGACUUGUUAAGCACAUUUUUUACUCCUUUUUGCCAUAACAAAAGGGUUGAAUACUUAUUGACUCAAGACAUUUCAGCUUUUCAUUUUUUAUGAAUUUGUGAAAAUGUAGAAAUAUUUUCCUCUUUGACAUUAUGGGAUAUUGUGUGUGUGUGUGUGUGUGUGUGUGUGUAGGCCAGCGACAAUCUACAUUAACUCCAGGCUGUAACACAACAACAAAAUGUGGAUAAAGUCAAAGGGUGUGAACUUUCUGAAGGCACUCCAUAAGUGUAUAUUGUCUUUUUCUGCAUACUAUACCAAUUUUUGCUACGAUACUGUCACUUUAAAAAUGAGGUGUAUACUUACUGAUUUAAAAUAAUGUGCGGAAAUUGCUAUGUUUUUAUUUUAUUUAGCAUUCCUGUAUAUGUCAGAAUUCUAUUUUGUAUUUUUCCCCCAACGGUUUUUGUUUACUUUUGUGAAUAAUUCUGUGCGCAGUGCCAUAUGUUUAGAAGUGUCGGUAAUGUCCUACUGAUGACUAAGAAUACGGCGUUGUCCGACGAGAGAACAUGGUUUCAACCCUUUGGUCUCAGUUAGUCCAGUGUUCUUCUUACAGUACCUAUGUUCCCUCUCUGCCUAUUGGAUGGCGUCACCACGUUACACACCAAACUCCUUUUCACAAUUGGAAUUGUUCCACUUUUUACCAGAAGAGGGCGCUGUCUGUCCACGUUGCCAUGUUUCUCUUCAACAGUCAAGGCGUUUAACUUUUUGAUGUUUUUUAAUGCUCAUAUCACUUUGGAAGUAUGCACAGUGCUGUACUGUUUAUUAAAUGAAUAGUAAGA